This is a messenger RNA of Dentiscutata heterogama, 364 nucleotides long. Lineage: Eukaryota; Fungi; Glomeromycota; Glomeromycetes; Diversisporales; Gigasporaceae. The record is from the annotation of a GenBank genome assembly.
GUAGUGCAGGUGUUCAACAUAUUGCCUUAAGAACAAACGACAUAGUUACCAGUGUGACGAAUCUCAAAUCCCGUGGCUUAGAAUUCCUUACUAUUCCCGCUACUUAUUAUGAUGACCUUCGUUCACGCCUUUCUACAUCUAAUAUUAAAAUUCUCGAAGAUAUUGACCUUUUACAAAAAUUACAUAUAUUGAUUGAUUAUGAUGAAGAAGGUUAUCUUCUUCAGAUAUUUACAAAGCCAUUACAAGAUCGUCCUACUUUGUUCAUUGAAGUAAUUCAACGCCAUAAUCACCAAGGUUUUGGAGCUGGAAAUUUCAAGGCACUAUUUGAAGCCAUUGAACGUGAUCAGGAUGCUCGUGGAAACUU